This is a messenger RNA of Eurytemora carolleeae, 4908 nucleotides long. RefSeq names its product splicing factor, arginine/serine-rich 15. The transcript has 22 exons. Gene Ontology annotation, cellular component: nucleus. Gene Ontology annotation, molecular function: RNA binding. Lineage: Eukaryota; Metazoa; Arthropoda; Copepoda; Calanoida; Temoridae. Bases 91 to 4551 code for a protein of 1486 amino acids. The record is from RefSeq and is a predicted model, not a curated record.
UCAAACAGAAAUAUGUGAUUAUUUCGGAAGAUGAAAACUGUGAUAGUGACAUAGUUUUUUUUAAAUUGUUUGAGAAGCUUAAGUCUUAAAAUGGAGGCGGUUCAGUCAUUUAAUCACGAGAUGUCUUCGUUAUACGAGCAGAAGCCUCCUAUAUCGAAGGCUAAAAUGACUGCCAUAACCAAGGGGGCAAUUCGGGCCAUUAAAUUCUACAAACAUGUUGUACAGAGCGUUGAGAAAUUCAUUCAGAAGUGCAAGCCCGAGUACAAGAUUCCUGGACUGUAUGUCAUAGACAGUAUAGUCCGACAGUCCAGACACCAGUUUGGACCAGACAAGGAUGUCUUUGCACCUAGAUUUGCCAAGAACGCCAAUGUCACCUUUUUCUACCUUUACAAAUGUGCGGAGGAAGAGAAAUCUAAAGUGAUCAGAGUUCUCAACCUUUGGCAGAAAAACUCCGUAUUUCCGAGCGAAAUUGUUCAACCUCUGUUUGACAUGGCGAACCCCGCUUCUGAGAUAUAUAGGUCUCUUGACAACCAGCUUAGAACCACAGGUAAGCUGCAGCAGAGUGGUCCAACUCCUCUUAAAGAGACAAAGCGCGAAAGCAGUGCGCACAGUCAUAGCAGCAGCAGUAAUGGGAUAGAUAAGAAGGAUAUGCAGCAGUUACAGACUAUUAAACAGCUGCUUAGGAACCCACCCCCUGUACAGUUUAACAAGAAACUGCUGGACUUUGAUUAUGGAAGUGAUGAAGAGGAGGGAGGUGAUAAUCAAGAUCCAGUUACACCACAAACUGUUGAUGCAAUCAAGGCUCUGUUAGGAAAUCCAGCACUGUUAAACUAUCUAAAAUCUAAACGUGAGAUUGACGAUGAUCAAAUAAAUCAACUGAAACAGCUUCUACCUGGGGCUGGACCCCCUGAUCCAGCUCCUCCUCCUACUCAUCAGAUGCAUGGGCAGUUCAAUAUUCCUGGACUUGGGCAUACCCACAAUAUGGGCGGGCAACCUCCCUUGAACCAGGGGCAUGGACACAUGGUUGUACAGGGACAUCUAGGAGUAGGGCACAUGGGAGGACCUAAUCAACCAUUUUCGUCAAUGCCUCCUCAACAAUUUAUGGGUCCACCGCCUGGUUUCCCGUCUUCUAUGGGUCCACCCUCUGGGCUACCUAUGGGUAUGAUAGGGAUGCCACCAGUAAGCAUAGCCCCAUCAGGAUUUAUGGGAAUGGAUCUUCAUCAGAGACCACCACCUAGACAAUCACCUCUCGAAGAAGGUGAGCACGCAGCAGAAGAUUCUGAAGACGAUGUUAUGAUGUUGGAUGAUUCAUCCCGUCGUCAUAAAAAGGAUCGUCGGCGGUCGCGAUCACGUGAUCGCCGAUCAAGAUCUAGGUCUGGAAGUAAAAAUAAGAAGGGGAAAAGACGCAGAGGCGACAGAUCACGAUCCAGAUCAAGGUCAAGAGAUCGUCGUAAGAAGAGAUCUCGAUCCCGUGAGCGCGAUCGUGAGCGUGAGAGAGACAAGGAGCGUGAGCGGGAGAAAGAGAAAGAGAAGGAGGAGAAGAAACGGGCGAAGGAGGAAGAAGAUAAGGUUCGGCUACGAGAAGAGGAGCGGAAGAAGAAGGGACUUCCUCCCAUAAGACCAGGACAUCUGUCAGUGUGCUCCACUACUCUAUGGGUUGGGCACCUGUCUAGAUUAGUUCAAGAGGAUGAUCUCUCGGAUAAUUUUGGAACAUACGGGGAGAUAAAUGCAAUUGAUUUGAUUCCGCCCCGUGGAUGUGCUUUUGUUUGCAUGAACAGGCGUAUGGAUGCUUACCGAUCCCUAAAGAACCUGAAUAAAUUCCGGUUGCAUGGGAAACAGAUAACACUAGCCUGGGCUCCUGGGAAGGGGAUGAAGGAUAAGCAGUGGAAGGAUUAUUGGGAUGUUGAAGUAGGAGUCUCCUAUAUACCUAUUGAUAAACUAGACCCUCAGGUUGACAUGGCAGAGUUGGAGGAGGGAGGUAUGUUUGAUGAGGAGACUAUGCCGGACUGGAUGAAAACUAUGCGUGGAGUAGCACUGUCUCGUCCUUCUCAUUCUGUUCCUGUUUCCUUCCAGGAUACUGUUAUACAAGGUUUACCUCCAGGCCUGGGAAUGCCUCCUCCACACGAGAUUGGAUUGCCUCCUCCUCUUAAUAUGGAUCAGGGUCUCCCACCCCCCUUCCUACAACAAGGUGGUCCACAGGGGCUUCUAGGUCCACCGCCUGGUUUACUACCUCCCGGUGGACCACCUAUGUUGGGACCAGGGGGUAAUAUAUUGCUAAGACCAGGAUAUCCUGGACCAAUGGUUCCUGGACCACCUCAUCUUGUGUCUGGACCUCCUCCUGGUUUACAAGGGUUCGACAUCAGUUUACCUCCCCCUCUCAGGUUCGGUGGACCCCCUGGUCUAAAUCUUGGUGGUGGAUUACUGGGAGCUCCUCCCCCACAUCUUAAUAGAGUUCCUGAAUCCAAGGGACCUGGAGAUAUGGAUAUCGAACAGAGUGAUGAGGAAAAAGAUGAUCGCCGAAAUCGUCCGGAUGGAAGAGACAGCAGAGACAGGGGUCGUGAUCGUGGACGAUCCCGAGACGGGGACAGGGAUCGAGAUCGGGAUCGUGAUAGAGAUCGUGAGCGAGAUGACAGGCGGGGAUCUCGAUGGGGAAGAGAUGAUGAUCAAGAUGGAGGUGGUAAUAGGCGUGAAAGGUCACGUGAUGGAAGUAGGAGAGACAGCAGGGGAAGGGACGGCGACCGGGAAAGGGGUGGUCGUGACGGAGAUAGAGGAGGUCGUAACGGAGAGGGAGGUGGUCGUGACGGAGAAAGAGGUGGUCGUGAUGGAGAUAGAGGAGGUCGUGAUGGAGAAAGAGGUGGCCGUGACGUAGAUAGAGGCAGUAGGAACGGAGAAAGAGGAAAGCGAGAGUCGAGAUGGGGUAAAGAAGAGAAGGACGGGCGAGGGGACAAGGGAGAAGAUCGAGAGAGAAAGAAUGAAAAUGAAAACAACGUUCGAGCUCCAGAAUCUCCUUUUGGAGCCCAGACACCUUUUGUAGGGCCUAGAUUUGGAGGUCCCCGGUUUGGUAACCCUGGUGGACCUCCAGGUUUCGAUGGACCCCCACGUUUUAUGCCCCCAAGAUUUGAUGGUCCACCAAGAUUUGACGGACCUCCGAAUGGCCCUCCACGAUUUGAUGGUUCUGCAAGAUUUGAAAAUCCUGUCAGAUUUGAUUUCCGAGGACGUGGAAGAGACUGGAUGGGGCGAGGAGGACCCCCAGAAUUCAGGGGAGGUAUGGAUGGAUUUAGAGGAGGUCCUGUCGGGCCUCAUGGAUUCCGAGGUCGUGGGGGACAUGACGGAUUUCGAGGAGGUCACGAAGGGUUUCGGGGAGGUCAUGGUGGGUCGGAUAGAGGUCUUGACGGAUUUCGGGGUCGUGGCCGGGGCAGAGGAUUUGGACCAGGAUGGGAUGUACCGGAAGGGUUUGGAGGAAUGGGACCUGGGGGUCCCAGGGGUAUCAUCCAGAACAACCAGGAAGCAGAAAAUGAGAAUGAGAAAGAAAAAGGCCCAAACAGUGGCAAUCUUGCUGAGGGCCGUGGACGUGGUGGUUUCGAAGACAGAGGUCGAGGUCGUGGUUUUGGUGGCUUUGGAGAUUGGGAUCGAGGUCGAGGUCGCGGUGGAUUUGGAUUUGGAAGAGGUGGAUUUGGAGAUUGGAACCAGCCUGGAAAUGAAGUGGAAAAUAUUGAAGAUCAGAAUCCAUUUGCCGAUGAGCACAAUCCUUUCUCUGAAAACAAUGCUCCGGGUACAGAACAAAGUACAAGAGAGGAACCUCAAGAGGCUUUCUCUGGGACUGAGCCCUCUCAGGAGACUACAAAAAGUUCUGAACUAGCCUCCGGUAAACCUCAGUCCAGGUUUGAUGCUCCGCAGCAAGAGUUCCUUGGCCAACCCAGCCAGCCUGGAACAGAAAACCAAGAAGAAACUGAACAAAAAAAUGACGGAAUCAUGGCACAACACGGGGUUGAUCAUCAAGAUGGGCAAAUGGAAAUAAACCCUGGUGUUUCUGGUCAACAGGGCAUCAUGUUUGGAGCGACUGAAGAAACUGGUGGUAGAGCUGUGUCUGAUGAAGGGCAUGAAAAGGCCGAGGAAAUCUAUGGUCAACAUGUUGCUGAAAGGGAUGAGCAGAGAUUGAAUGUAAGGGAAGUGAAUGCUGAACUUUCAGAAAACAAGCUCCAAGUUCCGGAGGAACUAGCACCGUCACAUCACGAACCUGAAUCAUCAGAGUUAGUUUUCGAACCUGCGCAACAUGAGGAAAGGCCCAAUUAUCCAGAGCCAGCUGAACAUAUGGCACUAAAUUUGCGUGAACAAGAUAACUCGUCUGCACCGGAAGCAAUGCCUGCAGGAGAACCGCUGGAACAGAUGGUACCUCAGCAGCAAGAAGUUUUUCAAUCUGGCCAAGUGAUAGAAAACCAGCUUCCUACAGUAGUAGAGCAUGAAGUCCAAGAGCCGUCCCAGCCAGAUUUACCAAACCUAGCUGCUGAAGUGAUUGAAGGAACUGGAGAGACCAGUUCUGAAAAAGAGUAGGGGUUUAUUUGUUGAAGACAAGAUGACACCGUGCUAUUUACUUCUUUUGAAUGUAUUGUAAUUAAUUCUCUUAAUAUGUCUUUCUUUCUAACUUUCUAUCCUGGUUCUAACUUCUCUCACUUUGAUUCAAACAAAAGGUUUAGUUGUUUGUAAAGGGUUUCGUAGGUUCCCUUCAUUAUUAUUUAAUACUUGAGAAGCGGGUGUUAUAUUAAAAUUUUGGAGAGGAUCGAUUAGUCUUGAAUAUUUAUAUUGUUCUUCUGAACAUAUAUAAAGCUAGAUCAAUGUUGAAGGAUUGGAAGUUAGAUUGACUGAUUAUCACACUUAUCAAAUCAAUUAUAAAACGCAUGUGGGGAGGGG